GCAUAGAGCCGGCCGAGGGGGCUGUCGAUGACCAGGUGGAGAAUGUCGAGCCCAGGGAGAGUGCUGCAGUCGCGGUCCUGGAGGAGGGAGAAAAGUUGGCGGUGCCAGAGAUCGAGAGUGGUGCACCGGAUUCCAUGCAUGCGACAGAUCCCAUGGUGGAGGACACACAGAGAGCAUCUCCUGCCAGUGAAGACAUUCACGAGGUCGUGGAAGACGAGCAAACCAAAGUCGAUGUGCCACAGCGAGUUACCGAACGCGAGGUUGAGCUUCCCAUUCCAGUAGAACAACUCCAAGAGUCGGCGAAGGAAGCCCUCCAGGAGCCACAGCCUGUGGCUGAGGCCGUUCCUGGGCCAGAGGCCGUGCCUGAGGCUGCUGAGGAACCUGCCCAGGAGGUGGAACUGGCCGAGCCACUCGUAGCUCAAGUACCAACCACCACAGUGGAUGCCGUCUUACACGCACAUGAGGAAAUCGAGGCCAAAGAGAGCAUAGAGCCGGCCGAGGGGGCUGUCGAUGACCAGGUGGAGAAUGUCGAGCCCAGGGAGAGUGCUGCAGUCGCGGUCCUGGAGGAGGGAGAAAAGUUGGCGGUGCCAGAGAUCGAGAGUGGUGCACCGGAUUCCAUGCAUGCGACAGAUCCCAUGGUGGAGGACACACAGAGAGCAUCUCCUGCCAGUGAAGACAUUCACGAGGUCGUGGAAGACGAGCAAACCAAAGUCGAUGUGCCACAGCGAGUUACCGAACGCGAGGUUGAGCUUCCCAUUCCAGUAGAACAACUCCAAGAGUCGGCGAAGGAAGCCCUCCAGGAGCCACAGCCUGUGGCUGAGGCCGUUCCCGGGACAGAGGCCGUGCCUGAGGCUGCUGAGGAACUUGCCCAGGAGGUGGAACUGGCCGAGCCACUCGUAGCUCAAGUACCAACCACCACAGUGGAUGCCGUCUUACCCGCACACGAGGAAAUCGAGGCCGAAGAGAGCAUAGAGCCGGCCGAGGGGGCUGUGGAUGACCAGGUGGAGAAUGUCGAGCCCAGGGAGAGUGCUUCAGUCGCGGUCCUGGAGGAGGGAGAAAAGUUGGCGGUGCCAGAGAUCGAGAGUGGUGCACUGGAUUCCAUGCAUGCGACAGAUCCCAUGGUUGAGGACACACAGAGAGCAUCUCCUGCCAGUGAAGACAUUCACGAGGUCGUGGAAGACGAGCAAAGCAAAGUUGAUGUGCCACAGCAAGUUUCCGAACGCGAGGUUGAGCUUCCCAUUCCAGUAGAACAACUCCAAGAGUCGGCGAAGGAAGCCGUCCAGGAGCCACAGCCUGUGGCUGAGGCCGUUCCCGGGACAGAGGCCGUGCCUGAGGCUGCUGAGGAACUUGCCCAGGAGGUGGAACUGGCCGAGCCACUCGUAGCUCAAGUACCAACCACCACAGUGGAUGCCGUCUUACCCGCACACGAGGAAAUCGAGGCCGAAGAGAGCAUAGAGCCGGCCGAGGGGGCUGUGGAUGACCAGGUGGAGAAUGUCGAGCCCAGGGAGAGUGCUUCAGUCGCGGUCCUGGAGGAGGGAGAAAAGUUGGCGGUGCCAGAGAUCGAGAGUGGUGCACCGGAUUCCAUGCAUGCGACAGAUCCCAUGGUGGAGGACACACAGAGAGCAUCUCCUGCCAGUGAAGACAUUCACGAGGUCGUGGAAGACGAGCAAACCAAAGUCGAUGUGCCACAGCAAGUUUCCGAACGCGAGGUCGAGCUUCCCAUUCCAGUAGAAGAACUCCCAGAGUCGGCGAACGAAGUCGUCCAGGAGCCACAGCCUGUGGCUGAGGCCGUUCCCGGGCCAGAGGCCGUGCCUGAGGCUGCUGAGGAACCUGCCCAGGAGGUGGAACUGGCCGAGCCACUCGUAGCUCAAGUACCAACCGCCACAGUGGAUGCCGUCUUGCCCGCACACGAGGAAAUCGAGGCCGAAGAGAGUAUAGAGCCGGCCGAGGGGGCUGUGGAUGAGCAGGUGGAGAAUGUUGAGCCCAGGGAGAGUGCUUCAGUCGCGAUCCUGGAGGAGGGAGAAAAGUUGGCGGUGCCAGAGAUCGACAGUGGUCCACCGGAUUCCAUUUCUGCGACAGAUCCCAUGGUGGAGGACACACAGGGAGCAUGUCCUGCCAGUGAAGACAUUCACGAGCUUGUGGAAGAGGAGCAAACCAAAGUCGAUGUGCCACAGCAAGUUUCCGAACGCGAGGUCGAGCUUCCCAUUCCAGUAGAAGAACUCCCAGAGUCGGCGAAGGAAGCCGUCCAGGAGCCAGAGCCUGUUUCUGAGGCCGUUCCCGGGCCAGAGGCCGUGCCUGAGGCUGCUGAGGAACCUGCCCAGGAGGUGGAACUGGCCGAGCCACUCGUAGCUCAAGUACCAACCGCCACAGUGGAUGCUGUCUUACCAGCACACAAGGAAAUCGAGGCCGAAGAGAGCAUAGAGCCGGCCGAGGUGGCUGUGGAUGACCAGGUGGAGAAUGUCGAGCCCAGGGAGAGUGCUUCAGUCGCGAUCCUGGAGGAGGGAGAAAAGUUGGCGGUGCCAGAGAUCGACAGUGGUGCACCGGAUUCCAUUUCUGCGACAGAUCCCAUGGUGGAGGACACACAGGGAGCAUGUCAUGCCAGUGAAGACAUUCACGAGCUUGUGGAAGAGGAGCAAACCAAAGUCGAUGUGCCACAGCAAGUUUCCGAACGCGAGGUCGAGCUUCCCAUUCCAGUAGAAGAACUCCCAGAGUCGGCAAACGAAGCCGUCCAGGAGCCAGAGCCUGUUGCUGAGGCCGUUCCCGGGACAGAGGCCGUGCCUGAGGCUGCUGAGGAACCUGCCCAGGAGGUGGAACUGGCCGAGCCACUCGUAGCUCAAGUACCAACGGCCACAGUGGAUGCCGUCUUACCCGCACACGAGGAAAUCGAGGCCGAAGAGAGCAUAGAGCCGGCCGAG
Molecule: messenger RNA, 2915 nt
Organism: Selaginella moellendorffii
Lineage: Eukaryota; Viridiplantae; Streptophyta; Lycopodiopsida; Selaginellales; Selaginellaceae
Product: altered inheritance of mitochondria protein 21
Exons: 3
Biological process (GO): proteolysis; cell adhesion
Cellular component (GO): membrane; cytoplasm
Molecular function (GO): metalloendopeptidase activity
Source: RefSeq, a predicted model, not a curated record